CCAUUCAACACCAAAAUGUCUACAGCAACCAUCCCCCCCUUCUACAACUUCUUCUUCAAAUAUGUCGACCCUCUCAUCGCCCUCGGAGGAGCCUACCUCAACUUCUUUGACCCAAUCAGCGCUGUAACCGGCAUGGCUCCCAAUUCGAAAUACGACCCAGACCAGGUCUUUCUCUUCCAUCAGAGUGGUGGCCUCGCGUUGGCCGUUGCCUUUAUCUCAGCCGUCCUCCCUCGACACACGACGAAUGUCACAACUUGGAGAAUCAUUCAGUUUGGUUUGUUCCUCUCUGAC
Messenger RNA from Fusarium vanettenii 77-13-4, 291 nucleotides. RefSeq lists its product as uncharacterized. The record is from RefSeq and is a predicted model, not a curated record. The transcript has a single exon. NCBI's taxonomy places the organism in Eukaryota, Fungi, Ascomycota, Sordariomycetes, Hypocreales, Nectriaceae. The annotation marks the transcript as partial.